Messenger RNA from Drosophila navojoa, 921 nucleotides. Its product is annotated as uronyl 2-sulfotransferase homolog pip. NCBI's taxonomy places the organism in Eukaryota, Metazoa, Arthropoda, Insecta, Diptera, Drosophilidae. The record is from RefSeq and is a predicted model, not a curated record. Gene Ontology annotation, molecular function: sulfotransferase activity. Gene Ontology annotation, cellular component: membrane.
AUGGCGACGCUGAACGUGCGCGAUCUGAACAACACGCGCAAGGCUCAAAUGGAGCUGGUCUUCUUCAAUCGUGUGCCCAAAGUGGGCAGCCAGACAUUUAUGGAGCUGCUGCGCCGGCUGUCGGAGCGCAACAACUUUCAGUUUCAUCGCGAUGCCGUCCAGAAGGUGGAGACCAUACGCCUGGCCGAGGACCAGCAGCAGGAAAUGGCCGAGGUGAUCAGCGAGCUGCCCGAGCCGUCCGUCUUCAUCAAGCACGUCUGCUUCACCAACUUUACCAAGUUCAAUCUGCCCACGCCCAUUUAUCUGAAUGUGGUGCGCGAUCCGGUGGAGCGUGUGAUAAGCUGGUUCUACUAUGUGCGCGCCCCCUGGUAUUUCGUGGAGCGCAAGGCCGCCUUUCCCGACCUGCCCCUGCCGCAUCCCGCCUGGCUGAAGAAGGACUUCGAGACCUGCGUGCUCAGCGGCGAUCAGGAGUGCACCUACACCCAGGGUGUGACGGUGGAGGGCAUUGGGGAUCAUCGACGCCAGAGUUUGUUCUUCUGCGGCCACGACUACGAGUGCACACCUUUCAAUACGGUGGGCGCUUUGGAGCGCGCCAAGUUUGCCGUGGAGCAGCAAUAUGCCGUGGUUGGCGUCCUGGAGGACUUCAAUACAACGCUCUCUGUGCUGGAGAAAUAUGUGCCACGCUUCUUUGAGGGUGUGCGUGAUAUCUAUGCGACUAGCGCCGAGUAUCUGACCAAGAUCAACAAAAACAACUUCAAGCCGCCCGUGAGCGAGCACGUCAAGGAUAUUGUACGCCGUAAUUUCACCAACGAAAUCGAGUUCUAUCAAUUCUGUCGCCAGCGACUGCACAAACAAUAUCUGGCCGCCCAUUUGCCCCAGCGCAUUGUGACGGCCCAUUCAGAAGCAUUGGAGCGCAAUUGA